Molecule: messenger RNA, 3135 nt
Organism: Dromiciops gliroides (monito del monte)
Lineage: Eukaryota; Metazoa; Chordata; Mammalia; Microbiotheria; Microbiotheriidae
Gene: REXO4
Product: REX4 homolog, 3'-5' exonuclease
Exons: 9
Coding region: 168-1457 (429 amino acids)
Biological process (GO): DNA catabolic process; rRNA processing
Cellular component (GO): nucleus
Molecular function (GO): nucleic acid binding; 3'-5' exonuclease activity
Source: RefSeq, a predicted model, not a curated record
GAGCGUCAUGGGAACCCGCCAAUGAUCGGGCUACGGAAGCCGAGGCGCUUCCUACAAGCGUGCUGGGAGCUGUCUUCCUCCUAGCGUGGAGAAUUUGGUGAGGUGCUUUUCAGCCUGCGGGGCAGCACAGGGCUUGAGCUGCCUCGGGGCCCUCGGAUGGCGCUGAGAUGAAAGCGAAGGCCGGGCUCGUCAAACCUUCCAAGGGCCCUGAUGUGGCCAAGCCGAAACUUGUCAAGAAGCCCGAUCGGAAAAAACAAAAGGAGAAGAAGAAGAAAUUUUGGAAAAAAUACCCCCAGGCAGCAAGAGAAGCUUCGAAGAAACCGGAGAGUAAGGAUGCCCGGGCGGGGGCAGGAGCGGCUCUGCCCCCCAGGGGGCCGCAAGAAUUCUCUCACAACUGGAAGGCCUUGCAGGAGCUGUUGAAACAAAAACCACCAAAUCCAGAAAAGUCCGUUCCUGCCUCUCCAGGGAAUCCCAGAAAACAACCCAAAAGCCUCCACCAGAAUGGCAGAAAUGUUUCUAAAAAGGAAGAACAUGGUGAUGCAGCACUACCAAAGGUGGCAGGCAAAAUAAGCCAACCGUCCUCCAAGGCUUCUAUUUCUUCAGGAUCUUUGAAUGACACAAAAGUUGUCCCCCAGAAAAAGUACAGUGAGACAAAGGGCAAAGGCAAUGGAACUGAAGCCAAGAAAAGAAAAAAUGGUGGCUUUCACCAGAAAAUAGGGGACAUCAAGCAUGAGAAGAGGAAAGCAGAGGAAUUAGUUCCUCCUCCACCAACAGAAUCAGACAUAUGGUUUGAUGAUGUUGAUCCUAAGGAUAUUGAAGCUGCCAUUGGUCCAGAGGCUGCAGAAAUAGCCCGGAAAAAACUGGGUCUGACAAAGAGAAAUGUGUCGCUGGUGAAAGAAGGGGCAUUUGAAGGCAUGACCAAAACUGUAGCUAUGGACUGUGAGAUGGUGGGAGCAGGGCCAGAUGGGGAAGAAAACAUCCUUGCCCGAGUGUCCAUCGUGAACCAGUUUGGGAAGUGUGUUUAUGACAAGUACGUCAAGCCAACAGAGAGAGUGACUGAUUACCGGACAGAUGUCAGUGGGAUUCGGCCAGAGGACAUCAAGCAUGGAGAAGAGUACCAGGUUGUUCAAAAGGAGGUGGCAGAGCUGCUUCAGGGCAGGAUUCUAGUUGGACAUGCCCUGCAUAAUGACUUAAAGGUUCUACUUCUUGAUCAUCCCAAAAAGAAGAUCCGAGACACACAGAAGUAUAAACCUUUCAGAACACAAGUAAAGAGUGGAAGACCAUCUCUGAAACUGCUCAGUGAGAAAAUUCUUGGUGUCAAAAUACAGCAGUCAGAACACUGUUCGAUUCAAGAUGCCCAGGCAGCAAUGAGGCUUUAUAUAAUGGUGAAAAAACAAUGGGAAGGAACCAUCAAGGACAAAUAUAAAACUACAAAGAGAGAAAAAGACAAAGCAUAACUGAGCCCUCCUUGUCACCAUUUCUGCCACCUACCCUGCCUGCUGACUUGUUCCUCAACAGCGUGGUCACAUUCCCCAGAAGAAACAGGGGCCUUCCUGAGCCAAGGGAGGAGCAGGAUAUUAUUUCAGCCUACCACCUCUCUUAUUUGCUGCUUAUGUAGCACUUAGAGUUGGCACAGGUGAAAUAUUCCCAAAGAUGGUCACUUUUUGGAGAAACUUUCAAACUUCUGGCUACAGGGAUAUGUGCUACUACUAAUGGGGAAUUUGCCCCUCUCCAGCUACAGUAGCUGUUGCCCAGGAGCUAAGUUUCUUAUUUAUCUUCCUUGACUGUGUUCCAGAAGUCACUGUGAAUAUCGGAGACCUAGAGUGUAAGGGAGGAGGUCUUUGUGGAGGGAUGCCCUUUUUUCCUGGGCACAGAGGGUGAAGAUUAGACACUGAUUCUGGGCUUAAUGAAUCUGUGCAGCCCCCUAUAAUCCAUCAACCAACAGAAUCAAAAUUAAAUAGUUUCAUCAGCCUAUGCGGUGAUGUGGUCAUCUGUGCACUUGUAUGAGUAUGUAACUAGCUUGUUAAUUAGGAUCACUGCCAUCUUACUCUCCCUCUGCACUCUUGAGCUGUGUGUAUGAAAUGGUAUUAUGGACCUUGGGGAAGGCAGAGUGCUAUAUCUAGGUAUCCGGUGGACCCAGAGCAGCCAGUCAAUUCAGCUUCUGUAAUUUACCUUGCCAAAAAUUGACUGGAGAAGCUAAUAGACCUCAGUAAUUCCCACCCUAAUUGGUUGUUGCUGCCACAAGGAGAAAAAUCUCAUCUGUGUCUAGCAGAACACAGAUGGAGGCAUAUGACCUUAUGCCUUCCCAGGAGACUUGUCUGAGAGAUGGCACAUUGUUUCUGCUCAAAUUUAAACUUUACUUUUUCUGAUUUGGUGGGCAUCUGCAAAGGGUACUUGUUUCAAAGUGGAACCCCUGAAGUAGACCUCUGCUGUGAAAAUACUGUGGGAAUAUUCUGACCUCCCAGAAUCCCUAAAUCACAUUUAAAUUAGAAUAUUUGGAUGAUGUAAAUAAUUUAGAAAUUUUAGGUUGCUUACAUCUUAACAAAAAUGUCUGUUAGUUGUUCCAGUCAUAACCUUACUGUUAACACAAACAUCAUGAAGUAUAACAAGCACCUUUAAGAAUUGCAUUCUUGGGGCAGCUAGGUGGCAUAGUGGAUAGAGUACCGGCCCUGGAUUCAGGAGUAGCUGAGUUCAAAUCCAGCCUCAGAAACUUAACACUUACUAGCUGUGUGACCCUGGGCAAGUCACUUAACCCCAAUUGCCUCACUUAAAAAAAAAAAAAGAAUUGCAUUCUUAGUCGUAAUUUAGGGUCUUUUGUUUGUUUUGGGGUUUAAUAAAUAAUUUAUUGACCUUAUGAUAUUUGAGCCUUAAGGAAGCUGUUGUUUGAUCACACUCUGAGACCAAAGGGUCACCUUGAUAGUUGUGGUUCAGGAUGACUGCCUCUAGACCUUCCUGAGAGUAUUUUCAUAAUAACAGGAGUUACAAAGAGACAUACUGUGCUAAUUAUAAGUGUACUAAGCUAGAGGACUGUUCCACAUUUUCUGGGUGAAAGGACAGGAUUUUUUUAAAAUUAUGUAUAAUUGUACUAGAUAUAUACUAUCUGAAGUAAAUGCUACUUUUUACUUUUAAAAUGAA